AUGGAAUCCCUUCCCGUCUCCGUGGUCACCGUGCCGUUCCCGGCGCAGGGCCACCUGAACCAGCUCCUGCACGUGUCGCUGCUGCUCGCGGGGCGGGGGAUCCCCGUGCACUUCGCCGCGCCGGAGCCGCACCUCCGGGAGGCCCGCGCGCGCGUGCACGGCUGGGACGCCGGCUCCCUCCUCGCCCUCCGCUUCCGCGCCCUCGACGUCCCGGCGCACGCGUCCCCGGACCCCGACCCGUCCUCGCCGUUCCCCACGCACAUGCAGCCCCUGUUCGAGGCCUUCUGCGACGGCGGCGCCGCCCGGGCCUCGCUGGCCUCGCUCCUGCGGGAGCUCUCGGCGUCCCACCGCCGCGUCGUGGUCCUGCACGACCGCAUGGCGGCCUUCGCGGCCGUCGAGGCCGCGCGGCUGCCCAACGGGGAGGCGCUCGGGGUGCACUGCCUCGCCGCGUCCUACAACGUCGGGUGGAUGGACCCCGGCCACCGCCUCCUGCGGGAGCACGGGAUGGUGUUCCACCCGGCCGACGCCUGCGCGACCAAGGAGUUCGUGGCGCUCGCCAAGCGGAUGGGCCUGGAGCGCCGCCGCGCGCCCGGCGCCGGCAUGGUCGUGAACACCUGCCGCGCGCUCGAGGGCGAGUUCCUCGACGUGCUCGCCGCCCAGAGCGCCUCCUCCUCCGACGGCCACACGCUGUUCGCCAUCGGGCCUCUGAACCCGGUGCUGCCCGGCACCGACGCGGCCGCGGCCGCGCAGGCUCCGGCGGAGCGACACGAGUGCCUGGAAUGGCUCGACAGGCAGCCGCCGUCGUCGGUGCUGUACAUUUCGUUCGGCACGACGUCGUCACUCCGGGCAGAGCAGGUGAGGGAGCUGGCCGCAGCGCUGCGCGACACCAACCAGCGGUUCGUCUGGGUGCUGCGCGACGCCGACCGCGCGGACAUGCGCGAGUCGGGCGGCGCGCGCGGGCUCGCGGACGCGGCUGCGGCCCUGCUCGGCGAAGCAGCGGCUCAGGGGACGGGCGUGAUGGUCACCGGGUGGGCACCGCAGCUGGAGAUCCUGGCGCACGGCGCGACGGCGGCCUUCAUGAGCCACUGCGGGUGGAACUCGACGGUGGAGGGGCUGAGCCACGGGAAGGCCAUCCUGGCGUGGCCGAUGCACAGCGACCAGCCAUGGGACGCGGAGCUGGUGUGCAAGUACCUCGGGGCCGGCGUCCUCGUGCGGCCAUGGGAGGAGCGGGGGGGCGUCACGCCGGCGGCCGCCAUCCGCGAGGCCAUCGAGAGGGCGAUGCGAUCGGAGGAAGGGGCGACGGUCCGGGAGCGGGCGAGGGCGCUCGGGCAGGCCGUUCGCGCCGCCGUGGCCGACGGCGGGUCCUCGCGCCGGGACCUGGACGACCUCGUGGCGUACGUGACGAGGUGA
Molecule: messenger RNA, 1410 nt
Organism: Triticum turgidum subsp. durum (durum wheat)
Lineage: Eukaryota; Viridiplantae; Streptophyta; Magnoliopsida; Poales; Poaceae
Source: the annotation of a GenBank genome assembly